Molecule: messenger RNA, 1353 nt
Organism: Humulus lupulus (European hop)
Lineage: Eukaryota; Viridiplantae; Streptophyta; Magnoliopsida; Rosales; Cannabaceae
Exons: 1
Coding region: 1-1353 (450 amino acids)
Source: RefSeq, a predicted model, not a curated record
AUGGGGCAAACGGAGAGCAUUUCUUGUGUGUAUUGUGGUGAGGGUCAUACUUUUGAUAACUGUCCUUCUAAUCCAGCAGCUGUAUGUUAUAUGGGGAACCAAAAUAGGAAUGGCCCUUAUUCUUAUUCCUACAACCCAUCAUGGAGGCAACACCCUAAUUUUUCAUGGAGUAAUCAAGGAGCUGGCCCUAGUGAUCCUUCAAUGCCUCCAAGACCAAAUUUUCCAUCGAGUUACCCCCCUCAAGCUCCACAACAAAGACCACAACAACAAACAAUGCAAUCUAGCUCUCUUGAGAGCAUGUUGAAGGAAUAUAUAGUGAAGAAUGAAGCCAUGAUUCAGAGCCAAGUGGCUUCAUUGAGGAACUUAGAAAAUCAAGUUGGGCAACUAGCUAAUGAGCUUAGAAAUAGACCCCACGGUACACUGCCAAGUGAUACCGAGAAUCCAAGGAGUAUGGGGAAGGAACAUUGUAAAGCUGUCACUUUGAGGAGUGGAAAGGAGUUGGAGAAGGACAAGACCGAGUCUGGGCAUGAGGGUGAGCCCUCUUCAAUCCAAAUAAAUGAGGAGUUUCAAAAAGAUGGUGAACUUCCUAGUGCACAAAAAUCUGCCUCUGCCCAGGAUACUGCAGGGAUACCGCAGCAUUGUCAACCAUCAAGCUCAAUUUCAAAGAAGCCACCUCCAUUUCCUCAACGUUUUCAUAAGCAAAAGUUGGAUUCUCAAUUCAAGAAGUUUCUAGAUAUGUUGAAGCAGUUGCAUAUCAACAUCCCACUGGUAGAGGCACUUGAGAAAAUGCCUAACUAUGUAAAAUUCAUGAAAGAUAUUCUUACAAGGAAGAGAAGGUUAGGAGAAUUUGAGACAGUGGCCCUUACCAAGGAAUGUAGCUCAUUCUUGCAAAACAAGCUGCCACCGAAGAUGAAAGAUCCUGGGAGUUUCACCAUUCCAUGUACCAUUGGUAAUUCUUAUUGUGGCAUGGCAUUGUGUGACUUGGGUGCUAGUAUAAAUCUGAUGCCUAUGUCUGUGUAUAGACAAUUGGGGAUUGGUGAGGUCCGACCUACCACAGUGACUCUACAACUUGCAGAUGGAUCUCUUGCUUAUCCAGAUGGGAAGAUUGAGGAUGUCUUGGUAAAAGUUGAUAAGUUCAUUUUCCCAAUUGAUUUCAUUGUGUUAGAUUAUGAGGCAGACAGGAAGGUACUAAUCAUUCUAGGGAGGCCUUUUCUAGCUACUGGUAGAACUUUAAUUGAUGUGCAGAAGGGUGAACUUACUAUGAGGGUUCAAAAUGAGCAGGUGACUUUCAAUGUUUUCAAGGCUAUGAGAUUUCCAGAUGAGGUCGAAAGUGUUCUGUGGUUUCAGUGGUAG